GUAAGUGAAUAAAUCCCCAUUGGAUGAAGAAAUAGUGUGAGGUAUAAGCAAUGGCGCAAGCUGACAUCAGGAAGGCAAACAUCCUGGCAUAUCUACACCUACGUGUUGUACGUAGAGUCCUUAGACGUCUUUUGGAUCAUGGCGUUACAAGAGAAAAACCUUCUUUGAGGAUUGAUCAUUAUUUAUUUCACCACAUGAGUAAAAUAAACCAACACCCGAUCGGUAUUCAAAACCAAAAUCACUUGUUUCCAGGCUUUGGUGUGAACGCAAACGUUGACGAUUGGCCGGUUUAUUUGUUUCCGUUUCUAAUAGAUAUAACUGGGCAAGGAUGGCUACAUGAGGACUUGCGCGAUUCAGUUCGCCAGAUAAGUCAAGCCAGAAUGGAACUGUAUUCAAAAAUUGUUAUAGGCAUAAGCAAAGAAUAUUUUGAACAACAGGUGAAGAUUGUACAAACUGCGGUUCAAAGAAUAUGCCAGUGCAUAUCAGACAUGCAAUUUACCGAUGAGAUAAAUGACGAAAUAAGGAAUGUCGAGGAAAUGAGGGAACCUCGUGAUAAUGCAGAUUUCGUCGAAGCGUAUAACAUAAAUCACCAUACUGAAAAAUCAUAUCGACAGAGAGUUAUGGAAUUUACAGAAAAUCAGCAGCGCCUUCACGACUUCAUUACGCAAAACGCUGGGAAUUACGAAGCACAAGACGAAGAACUCGAGGAUUUGAGUAUUCGCGACCAAGAUCAUACUCGUGACUUAGAACAAGCACAUCAACAGGGACACGAUAUUACAAGCCGAAGUUUACCACCACGAUCUGCAUCCGGCAAAUAUCCCAUAAAUAUGCCAGAAUUAACAGUCGAAAUAGACAUAUCAGGAUGUAACAGUGCGGAACUGCAUCAGGUAGCGGAUCGUAUUGUCAACUCUUUCAACAACAGAGGUGAACACAGCCUGGAUCCAGCAAACACAUGUAUCAAGAACACACUGGAUAAUACAUUUAUGUCAUAUGGAGGCAAGGCGUUAUUUGAUGAUUGUAUAGAGACAUGUACACCAGUUACAAUAAAUAGUUAUUAUAAUGUUAAAAUAAGCUUGUUAAGUUUUUAAAGUAAACGUGUAUAAGGUUUUUUGUUUCGGCGCUCCAGUUUUAAUCAAAAUGAUAUGUUAAUAUUUAUAAACAUGUGUGUUUUGCAAUUAAUUUUUGGUACGGAUAUAGUUCAUCAUGCCGUUCAACCGGUGUAGACAUGCCAAUAGUGUGUCCUGACCUAUCAAAUGCGGUGAACAUUCAUAAUUAUAGUUGUACUGGUGUAUUGCAUUUAUUAUCCUUUAUAGUAAAGAAAACGGUAACUUACCGUUAAUAAACGACUAGCGCAGGGAAACUAUUUUGCUUGCCUAUAAUUAGACUGGAGACUGAGUAUAUUGU
Molecule: messenger RNA, 1404 nt
Organism: Dreissena polymorpha
Lineage: Eukaryota; Metazoa; Mollusca; Bivalvia; Myida; Dreissenidae
Exons: 5
Coding region: 51-1088 (345 amino acids)
Source: RefSeq, a predicted model, not a curated record